AAUCUACAAAUUUGUAGCGCAUAAAAUUUACAAAUUGAAUGUAUCUCCCGCGCGUGUCAAUAUAAGCAAAACUUUAUUGUGUCAGUUCCCUUACGGUUUGGCUCGUUGUGACGAAACUUUUUGAUAUUUGCCAACCGCUGCAGAAACAUUUUAAUCUACUAACUGUAUGCAUAUGGUAAGGCAAAAGCAGCUGAGUAAUAAGAAUAUAGUAGUUGUAUGUGCACUUGUCAUUGUGCGGUAGUAAAUUUAAUGUGGUUUUUAAAAAAGAUAAUCCAAAUUUUCCAGAAAUAAUCAAGAGCUUGAGUACGCUAAACAUGUCUCAAACCAACUUAACAACUGCCACAGUCGGCACCAAAACUACUUCAAAUGUCACUGCCAGGCACUCAAAACUUGAGGGCUAUGAAUUUUAUCAUAAAAUUCUGGGUUCACCUAAAUAUGUUGUGGCACCAAUGGUUGACCAAAGCGAGUUGGCUUGGCGUAUGUUAUGCCGAAAAUACAAAGCUGACCUCUGCUAUUCACCCAUGUUUCAUAGCAAUUUAUUUGCCAAAGACGCCAAAUACCGUAAAGAUGCUUUGCAGACUUGUUCUGAAGACAAGCCAUUAAUUAUACAGUUUUGCGGUAACGACGCAGAAACUAUACUGGAAGCAGCUUUAUUAGCUCAGGACUAUUGUGAAGCUAUUGAUAUUAAUUUAGGUUGUCCUCAAGCUAUUGCCAAACGCGGCCACUAUGGCGCCUUUCUACAAGAUGACUGGCAUCUGUUAAAUGAAAUUGUAAAAACUUUGCAUUCAAACCUAAAAGUACCAGUGACGUGUAAAAUACGCAUAUUUGAAGAUCGGGAUAAGACAAUACGUUAUGCACAAAUGUUGGAAAAGGCUGGUUGCCAGUUAUUAACUGUACAUGGCAGGACCAGAGAACAAAAGGGGCCCUUAACCGGUGCUGCUGACUGGAGCUAUAUUAGAGAAAUUAGGGAAAACAUAAAAAUUCCCAUGUUUGCUAAUGGAAAUAUAAUGGACCUAAAAGAUGUUCAACGUUGUCUUGAUGAGACAGGUGUGGACGGAAUUAUGACAGCCGAAGGAAAUCUACACAAUCCUGCUUUGUUUACAGGUCAAACUGCUAAGACUUGGUUUGUGGCGGCAGAGUAUUUAGACUAUGCUCAAAGAUAUCCUUGUCCUAUAUCGUAUAUAAGAGGUCAUCUGUUUAAAAUAUUUCAUCACAUUUUUAAUUUACGUCCAAAUGCUAAUUUAAGGGAAGAAUUGGCAGUGGCGAAUGGAUUAGAAAAAUUUCGUAGAGUAGUUCAGAAAGUUCAACAAAAGUACGAACCAUAUCAUGAGGGCCUGAAACCUUACGGGAAAGAGGAAAUUGAUCCUAGUGUUUUAAUUGAAGAACAUGAAUAUAACAUGUGCUUGCCACCUUGGCUCUGUCAACCUUACGUACGUUUACCGCCCGAAAUUCAUAAACAAGUUGUAUCGGAGAAGGCGCGCCUAGCUGAAGAUCCAAGUCGUGACAAACGGCAGUAUUAUGACAAUGAAGGGAAAGAAAUAUCUCGCAAGCGUAUGAAAAAGUUGCGGCGACGUUUUCGUCGGCCUGACAAACCUGAAGGAAAACAUGAUCGCCAUUUAGAGAAUUGCCACCAUUGUUGCUGUAAUCCUUUAGGAUUUAAAUGUGUCUUUCGUUUAUGUCGCAUUUGUUGCCGCGAUAGAUGUUACAGUGAAAAUUUUGAUUGCUUGGGACAUGGUAUUUUAAUUAAGUCUCGCCGCGCUAAAGCCAAACUAUAUGAAGAAAUACCAAGAAAAGAUUCUGCUUUCACUGAAGACCAAAAACCGGAAGAUGGUUUGGAACAUUGUAAAAGGGCGAAUCAAGAAGAAGAACUGCGUGAUGCCUUGGAAUUAAUAAGACAAAGUUGAUGUAAGAAGAUAAUAUUGCAGCGUGUAUAGAUUUACAUGAAAAAAGGCAAUCUAUCAUAUAAAUGUAAAUAUUAAAAAUAUCUUUACUUCGCA
Molecule: messenger RNA, 1997 nt
Organism: Glossina fuscipes
Lineage: Eukaryota; Metazoa; Arthropoda; Insecta; Diptera; Glossinidae
Gene: Dus1
Product: tRNA-dihydrouridine(16/17) synthase [NAD(P)(+)]-like
Exons: 8
Coding region: 315-1904 (529 amino acids)
Biological process (GO): tRNA processing
Molecular function (GO): flavin adenine dinucleotide binding; tRNA dihydrouridine synthase activity
Source: RefSeq, a predicted model, not a curated record